ACUAAAUGAUAUAAUGCGUCUUUUUGUGUCUCUGGACAAAGUGAAACUCAUGCAGAGGUUAAAGGAAACGUGCAGUUCGUCUCGAUUGGUUGUCACGGGGACUUUUUAUUCAGUUUUUAAUCAAGCCACCAAUCUCCAAAUAUAUAUUGUGUCCUAUUCUAAUUGCGAUAUUUCCGACAACACUUGAAGGCAGCAUUAUAGUCCUGCCCUACCAGGAAGAAGAAGAAGAAGAGGAAGAAGAAGAAGAAGAGAACCUUAAGUGACCCAGUGUGGCCAUUCUCUUCUCGAGUCCCUGUAGUUCAGGGGCAGAGGUGAGGAGACCAAAGAAAGGAGGAUAUCGUUCUUAUUACAGGCAACAGCUGUGACAUCCGUUUGCCACAAUGGACAGUCAGGAGGUGGGGGAUUUACUGGAGGAGUGCCUCAGAGCAGCAGCAGCAGCAGCGGCUCAAAGGUCCAGCCAGCCCACUGAGGCCGAGAGGCUGAACCACCGCAGCUGCACAGACUCGCUGUCUGCCGGACUGGCCUCUCUCCUGCAGGAGGCCAUGGACAUGAAGUGGCCCUUCGUGCCGGAGAAGUGGCAGUACAAGCACUCAGUCAGUGCAAGUGACAAAACCAACCUCAGUGACCUCAUCAGCAAGCACCUGCCUCAGCUACUGGCUGUUUUAAAGGCUUCCAUUGUGGCUCGGGAAGCAAGCACUGCACUGGCAGUAGUCUUCUUGGUGGACCGUUACCUCUACUGGACAGACGAGUCCACCCGGCUGCUGAAAAUCACUAAACUGCUCCACAGGUGCCGACCUGACACACCGGUGGCGCCCCAGCUGGUCAUACGACAGGCUAGGGUCUACCUCAACUCUGGCAAACUGCAGAAGGCAGAGUACAUCCUGAGCAGCCUUAUAAACAAUUGCGGGGCCACAGGUUGUUGGGUGUACCACACUGAAAGUGACAGGACUCUUGUGCAGGCUGUUAGUGUUCAAGUGCGUGGAAUGAUUUUGCAAAAGCUGGGCCUGUGGCUUGAGGCUGCAGAGUUAAUCUGGGCCUCGCUGGUCGGCUACUAUUCACUUCCUCAGCCUGAUAAAAAGGGCAUUGGAACUUCCCUAGGCUUACUCGCAAACAUAUUGGUGUCAAUGAAUGAUGAGGACUUUCACACUUUUAGGACAAAUCAAAAUAUUGAAUUGUCCUUACUUGGAAAUGUGAGUCAUCGUCUUCUUUCAGCAGCCCAGGCAGCGAAGAUGGCAGUGGUAUACAGCCAGUACACGUCACUGUAUGUGUUGACGAAUGUGGUAACUCAAGGGACCUGCUUGUUAUCAUACAGUUUUUCAGUGGAGUGCCCCAACUCACAAAGACAGUCUUUCCUCCAGCAGGCUCGAGAGGCAUUUUCCAUCGGCUUACUCACCAAUACGGAGGGCAAGCAGGUCACCAGCAAGCAGGAGCUUCACACCUUCCUCAAGGCUGCCUUUUCCCUUACUGUCACUCACAAAUGGCUUGGCACUCCUCAGAAGGUUGUAACGCAGGCGACACAAGCUUGCCAUAAAGCUUUAGCCAAUUUCUAUGAUUACUGUCAUGCAGAUAACCAAGACAAAGAUACCCUCUGUGCUGAGAUCAUGCAACUGGUCACCCAAGUCAAGCUUCUGCUGCGAGUGGAGCCUUUCUUUAAUUCAGACAGGGGGUCUUUCAUUCCUGACAACUACAGAAACAUCGCAGACACAUCAGUAAAUUUUACUCUGGCAGGUUUCUCUAAGUUGAUGCAGAGAUUCCAGAAGUAUCAUGCAUCGCUCUGCGAGACAACCAACUCAAAUUGUAAGGGAACUAAAGACGAGCUAGAUAGGGCGAGGCUGUGUAUAACUGCGCUGGGGACAACCAUGGAUACACUCAACACAGAAUGUAGCACUGAGGCCUGCAAAGUGGCAAAAGGUACACCACAAGGAGAGGAGCCACAUCUGAGAGGUUCAGAUUCAUCUGCUGGGCAUCCACCUCAACAGUCUGACCAGAGUACCACUCAAGGAAGCACAGAUGAACUUGGCUCAUCAUGGCAGAACUUCUCCUUGAGUGGUUCAGGGUCUUCUUGGCCCAGCAGCAGUGGAUACGUAGGAAGUAGUGCCACAGAAGCGGGAGCAGAUGCCGGGAACCAGAACUGUCCGACCACUGAGGUUGACGACAGCAUGCUCCUGUUCCCUGACAAAAACAUGAAGCGAGACUUGCAUGUCUCUAGCUCUACUGUUAAUUCCCAUACAGUCCCAAGACUGGCAACACCUGCCACUUCCUCCUCCAAUGUGAGUAGUGAUUCAGAAAAGUUUGAAGAGAUCCAAGCUGGAAUAGAGACACUGGCCACUGAGGAGGAUUGGAUGAUUGAUGCUGCUGGUGUAGUGCAAAAAACAUUCCUAGCUGAUGGUGAACCACAAUCUUUAUCCCAGCUAAUUCUUAUAACAUCCUCCAGCUCUCUCGGUGACAGUUUCGGUUCCCAAUCAUCAUGGGAGCAAAUUUCCACAGACCUUACCUCCCCCACUAAAAGAAUACCUCAGCUAUCUAACCGAUCAAAAGCAGGAACCAGCCAAACCAGCAAGUCAUCUGAGUCUGAUGGGAGCUUCCUCCUCUUAGAAACACUUGAUUCUGAGACCACUGAUUCAGGCCAAGUUCCCACGAACAAGGAACAAAUAAGGGAAUCCAGAGUUUUGUCCAAGCCACAAAACGUGGAAAUGAAUGUUGACCCAAAUAUGGACACUGAAACUGACUCUGUAUCUGUAAAAGCCGCUACCAAGAGCUCUUUAGCAACCCCACACCCUAACCUUUCCCAGUGUUCCUCGACUGAAACUUCCACGGAUAGUUCAUUUGACAUAGUAGAGAUGAUUGAAGUCUCUUCCACAGAAAAAGUGAAUGUUCCUCAGAGCCCCUUGUGUUACACCUGCCAAAAUCAGAGCACCGCAGGUGAUGUUGUCCCUAAGAGACCAUAUUUGCUGUCACAGAAGGAUUACCAAGCCCUACUGGCUGGUGUUUGCCACGAUUGUCUGAUGAAGAGGUUGCACAGUGACGAGACACAAUUCAAACUUAAGGAACACAAAGCUGUCUACAGUGCUCUACAUUUGAAGUUCUCCAAAGCACAAGGAGUGUGGACGGCAAGGGAGACCUGUGUUUACAUCGGAGAGCCAAUGGGGAAGAAGGGCAAGCAGAGAACCGCAAUAUGGGUGCAGUUUUUACACCAAGAGGAAAGGUUAAGCAGUUACGUCGGGAAGGACUACCUGAAGCCGAAGCAGAUCCAGUUUCACCUGAGAGAUGUGGAGAGGCAGAUGACAGCCCAGUACUAUGUGACAGAAUUCAACAAGAGUCUCUACGACAAAGAUGUCAUGGCUCAGAUCUACUUCAUUCCCUCAGAAGCACUGUUGAUUUUGGAUGGCGAUGAGAUCGUGGGGUGUGUGUCAGUAGAGCCCUACAUGCUCGGAGACUUUGUCAAACUGACCAACAACACGGGAAAGAAGGACAAGAGUUUCCAGGCCACAGAAUAUGGCCUUGCCUUUGGACACUUCACCUACAUAUUCUCUGACUACCAGGAAGUUGUUGUAGACCUGCAAGGAUGGGUGACAGCCAAUGGCAAAGGGCUUACCUACCUCACUGACCCCCAGAUCCACUCCACCAAGACCCCUCGGGGCCCCUCCAACUUUGCUGCCAGAGGCCUCAGGUACUUCCUGGAAGAGCAACACGGACCCGAGUGUAAUGAUAUCUGCCAGCUGCUUCAACUAGCUCCAGUGGUCGGACAAACCCAUGUUCCCACCUAGAAACAUUGAGAAGUGACACAUAUUGAAAGUUUGAUUCCCCACUUAAGUGAAAAAGAUUAUGUUUCAGCUUUUAAAUAAAAUACGAGUAUAAUACAUUUCAUGCAGUUUUACAGGUUUGCACAAUUUGCAGUGUAUGGUAUUUUUCAGCAACAUUUCAACAACUAUUCAAUUAAUUUCAACCAAACUUGUUGGGAGUGAUGGGGCCCAUUCAAUUUAGGUGUGAAUGCAGAUCAAGGGGUGGAUCCCAGGAAUUUGUUUUCACUUACUUUAUCAUUGCAACAUUUUUCAACAUUUUCCUUAAUUUUUCAGUGAAUAAUGCACAAAUCUAUAUUCUUUUAUAAUUCUAGUAUAAGAACAAGACAAUGUGUAGGAUUGUUUGGCCUUGGUGGAGGUAUGAUCUCUACUGAGUGCAAUUCUAGUGUGUGUUGUUAUUUUGUUAGAGAAUAUAUAGUUAUAGUUCAUAUAGUUACUUGUCAGGGUUGUUGUUUGAAAAUGCGACAUUUUGUGAUAAAGCUUCAAAAUUAAUAUUACUUCUGUUUGAGUAUUUACUGUCUGUUCAUGACACAUGACACAGCAAAUAAAGUUUUGUACUUCACAUAACUUCAUUAGGAAAAUAAUUUACUCUGUAGGACUGAGGCAUGGAGAGUAAGGUGAAAGGUUCCAGAUACAGCCUCACCUGCACCCAGCUGUAAAUCAUAAAAAAAAUACAACUGAAAUCAAAUAAAAUGCUUCUGUUGGUU
Messenger RNA from Hippoglossus stenolepis (Pacific halibut), 4507 nucleotides. It is a transcript of the gene alpk1, whose product is annotated as alpha-kinase 1. Gene Ontology annotation, biological process: protein phosphorylation. Gene Ontology annotation, molecular function: ATP binding; protein serine/threonine kinase activity. The record is from RefSeq and is a predicted model, not a curated record. The coding region runs from base 381 to 3767 and encodes 1128 amino acids. NCBI's taxonomy places the organism in Eukaryota, Metazoa, Chordata, Actinopteri, Pleuronectiformes, Pleuronectidae. The transcript is spliced from 14 exons.